AUGACCAAACCGCCCCCCCAACCCCCCGCGACGAUUCUCGAGAAUUCCUAUUUAAGCACCCCCGCCCAUUGGAGCUCCAACCGCUCGUCUCGUCUCGUCCCUCUCUUUCUCUCUCUAUCGCUGCGAAGAAUCUGCACUGGAUCUGGAGCGCCAGGACCGGGCCGCCCCGGAAAUCGCCGCGGCGGCGAUGGCCGGAUCGCCGGAGGCCCGCCCGAGCUCCCCGCCGCCUCCUCCGAAGCUCCGGCGGCGGCGGCGGCGGAAAAUAACGGCGGCGUCGGCGGCAGCGGGGGGGAGCAGCAGGACAAUGGAGACGUGGCCGGCGCUGCCGAGGCUUCCAAUGACGGCGACGGCAGUUAUCCAGGAUUUUCUCACAGGAUUAAGUCUAAAGUAAACACCUUGCCUUUGGGAAGGUCAAAUUCCGAAAGAGAGGAAUCAACUUCAAACCAGGUCCGGUUGGAAAGAGCAAAGACUGAGAAACCAACAGCCCCUAAUUUGCUUGCUAAGGAAGCAGCCCAAAUUUUUGAUGACAAAAUUCCUGUCCAGCAGAAGCUUCAACUAUUGAGCAGAAUAGCUACCGUGAAAGAUAAUGGAACUGUGGAAUUUGAAGUUCCGGUUGAUGUUGAAGCUCAAUCUUGUGAUGUCCAAUGCAAAGAUGCUUGCAAUGAAGUCAUUGAUGAUGAGCCCCCUGAUGCCAUGGACAUUCAGUACAUACGGCCCUUGCAGAUAGUUAUGCUUAUUGUGGGUACCCGUGGAGAUGUGCAGCCUUUUGUUGCUAUUGGCAAACGCUUGCAGGAUUAUGGCCAUCGUGUUAGAUUGGCAACUCAUGCCAACUUUAAAGAGUUUGUUUUAACUGCUGGCUUGGAGUUUUUCCCUUUAGGAGGUGAUCCAAAAGUUCUUGCUAAUUACAUGGUUAAAAACAAGGGCUUUUUGCCAUCAGGGCCUUCAGAGAUACCAACCCAACGUAAUCAAAUGAAAGAAAUUAUAUAUUCGUUACUUCCAGCUUGCAAGGACCCAGAUAUGGAUUCUGGCAUUUCAUUCAAAGCAGAUGCCAUCAUCGCCAACCCCCCAGCAUAUGGGCAUACUCAUGUGGCGGAACAUUUAAAAGUACCACUUCAUAUAUUUUUUACUAUGCCAUGGACACCAACUACUGAAUUCCCACAUCCUCUAUCUCGCGUCAAGCAGCCAGCUGGAUACAGACUGUCCUACCAGAUUGUUGAUUCCUUAAUUUGGCUUGGCAUACGGGACAUGAUAAAUGAUGUUAGGAAGAAGAAGCUAAAGCUUCGUCCUGUUACAUAUUUGAGUGGUUCACAAGGCUCUGAUACUGACGUGCCUCAUGGAUACAUAUGGAGCCCUCACCUUGUUCCCAAACCAAAAGAUUGGGGACCCAAAGUCGAUGUGGUUGGUUUUUGUUUCCUUGAUCUUGCCUCGAAUUAUCAACCUCCUGAGCCUCUUUUAAAGUGGCUUCAAGCUGGUGAAAAGCCUAUAUAUAUUGGGUUCGGUAGCCUUCCUGUUCAAGAGCCUGAAAAGAUGACCCAGAUAAUUGUAAAAGCAUUGGAAGAAACUGGACAGAGGGGCAUCAUCAACAAAGGAUGGGGUGGCCUUGGAAACUUGGCAGAACCUAAGGACUUUAUAUACUUGUUGGACAACUGCCCUCAUGACUGGCUCUUUUUACAGUGCAAGGCUGUGGUGCAUCAUGGUGGUGCUGGAACAACAGCUGCUGGUCUAAAAGCUGCUUGCCCAACAACUGUUGUACCUUUCUUUGGUGAUCAACCUUUCUGGGGAGAACGAGUACAUGCCAGAGGUGUAGGUCCCCCGCCAAUACCAGUAGAGGAAUUCUCACUUCCCAAAUUGGUUGAUGCAAUAAAGUAUAUGCUGGAACCCGAGGUGAAAGAGCGUGCACUUGAGCUUGCCAAGGCCAUGGAGAACGAGGAUGGGGUGACUGGAGCGGUGAAAGCAUUCUUUAAGCAUCUGCCGUCUCGCGAACCUGUUCAAGACCCUGAGCUGCCACACUCAAGUCUCUUCUCUCUCAGUAGAUGUUUUGGUUGCGCCUGAAUUGGCAGCAGUCCGGAUCGCGGCUUUCUUAACAGCACACUUGCUCAAGAAUAUGGUCUCCCAAUGCCUUUUAGUGACAGAAAAAUACUAGCCCAUAGUCAUGAAUUCAUUUGUACAGAUCUAGGGCUCAAGUCCCGUUUGUUGUUGUAAUUAUUCUAUUUUCACUAUAGUAAUUAUUCGGUCAGAGCAACCGUUUCUUGCGCUUGUAGUCCAUGCACUUCCGUCUCUGGAUGUGCUUCAUGUUUCUGUAUAAUGUGGAUUGAGAUGUUCCAGACAA
Eucalyptus grandis is the source of this 2329-nucleotide messenger RNA. Its product is annotated as sterol 3-beta-glucosyltransferase UGT80A2. The coding region runs from base 1 to 2052 and encodes 683 amino acids. The record is from RefSeq and is a predicted model, not a curated record. Gene Ontology annotation, molecular function: hexosyltransferase activity; UDP-glycosyltransferase activity. The transcript has 15 exons. NCBI's taxonomy places the organism in Eukaryota, Viridiplantae, Streptophyta, Magnoliopsida, Myrtales, Myrtaceae. Gene Ontology annotation, biological process: carbohydrate metabolic process.